Limulus polyphemus (Atlantic horseshoe crab) is the source of this 3440-nucleotide messenger RNA. RefSeq lists its product as uncharacterized. The coding region runs from base 1053 to 1535 and encodes 160 amino acids. Lineage: Eukaryota; Metazoa; Arthropoda; Merostomata; Xiphosura; Limulidae. The transcript is spliced from 2 exons. The record is from RefSeq and is a predicted model, not a curated record.
ACAUCAUUAACAUAAAUCAGAAAAAGCAAACAAAUUGUGUUAAUGGUCAAAAAUGUUGUGUUUAAAUCAUGAACUGUUUUAAUACAGGUGUCAUACAACUACCUCAUUAACAAUAUGGAGAUCAUGAUAAACAUUUUGGGUCAUCCAAUAUUUUAUCUCAGAAUUUAAACUAGAACAAAAAUAUUGGUUAUUAUUCUACUACAUUUCCUUUACCAUCACUCUUAGUUUUUGUUUUUAAUAUAUACUUGGGGGUUCACUAUCACAGUUUUUCAAGUUUAAUGUUUUUUGUAAUUUAAAAGCUUGUGCUUGAACCUUAAGCCUAAUUAUACAACUAGCUCUGGUGGCGUGACAUAAGAAAUACUAGUAAACCUAUAUCUUGGAUAUAGUUUAUCCAGGUAAGUUAAUUUUAAAGCAAGUUAAGAUAUUUGAAAUAUCAAAGGUAAUUGUUUUUAAACUAACUAGCUGUCUUGCUGUUUAGUGAAUAAGACAUUUGAGAUUAGGUCACAAAGCCCUGAAGUACAUGUAAUAUUGUAGCAGUCAGCAAAAAUCACAUGCAGUUGCAAACAGAAAGGAAAACUUGUAUAACAGUUUUUAAAUGCUAAACAAAGAAAAGUAGAUGAAGUAUUGUAUCAGUGAGAAAAAAUCCUAAUGCAACUGUAUACAGAAAGGAAAGCUUAAAUAACAGUUUUUUAAAUGAUAAGCAAACAAAAAUACAUGUAGUAUUGUAGCAUUCAGGAGAAACCAUGUGCAGUUAUAAAAAAGGAGUAAAAACCUUGGAUAACAGUUUUAAUAUGCCAAGUAAACAAAAGUAGAUGUAAUAUUGUAGAAAUCAGGAGAAAUUGUAUUCAGUUUAAAAAAAAAGCAUCUUGGAUAAUAGUUUUAAGUGUUAAGGAAACAGAGAAGACAAAAAUAGAUAGUGAAAACUUAAUUUGUUUAUUUCAUAUUUCUGUUAUGUUACCACCACCCAACUCACUCUUUGUACAUACUUUUCUUAUUUCAAGGUACCACAAGUACUUUUAACAUGAUUGCAAUAGUAGUUUGGUUUCUUCUUUAUGAUAUUAUUUUCAUUAACAGGACGAGCCUCACUGAGAGAAUGGACUCUUGUGAUGUAUGGCACCACACAUGAUCCUAACAGUCCUCUCCCAACCACCACAACGACAACAACAACCAAAACACCACCUGUGCCAACAGUAAAAAUUUCCCCCUCUACAACAACAAAACUGCCCAAUUACAAUGUCCAAUACUAUCCGCCUACAGCAAAAUCGCCACGACUUUUUUACCCAAUAGACAGCAAUUCUAUUGGAACUGAAGAUGAAUCUGUCCAUAAAGAUCAUUCUGAUGGUCAGAGUCCAGAUUUGUCUGUGGUGUCUCAUGGCACCCGGGAGAAUCCUGUAGGAGGUGGUACUGGUGACUCUAGUAACAGUGGAAAUGAUGCUCCUUGUGUCAUGUGGAGCAGUGGAACAUUUUCUGUUGGUUGGUGUUUUUUGUUUUUCAUCUUAAUAAAGACAUCGUUCUUAAUGCAAGCCUUGCAAUAGCCUCAUCCACAAACAAGAAAGCUAUUAUUUUUCAAUCUCCGCUUGCUUUUUGAAGGAUUGAUUGGACAUUUGUGGCCUUUGUGGUAAAUACAAUUCCAGUGACUUUCUCUUUCUUUUAAAGGUUCUGGAUGAUAUAAAGCUGGUAACUUUGGACUUGAAACUUUAAAAAUUGCAUGAAAAAAGCACUGUAUUUUUUGUCAUAAACUACUCAGUGUUUGGGAACCUGUAUUUGUAUAUAACUGUUUUCAGGGAUAUUUUAUGUUGUGCUAGAAGGUGUCAGAAAGUAGGGACCAGAUUGUUAAUUAGAAAGCAAGCACUUUAAUGUGUCAUGCAAAAGAAAUGUGGCCCUGAAAUAUCAGGGUUGGUUUCAUAAUUUACAAAAUAAGACAUUUUCCUAACAUUUUUUUCCUUCCAUGUGAAUACCAUCAAACAUUGCUACCAGAAGUUUACACUUCAUUCAGUGUUAUAUGGUUAAAUUGUUUGAUAUAUGUUUAUAAAGUAGAUGAUUACUGUUUCUUUACUUAGAUUAAUUAACUUUUUAUGUUAAGAACAUUUUGUAGAUGAUAAAUUUUAAUUUAUCUGUAAGUAGGCAUAUCUUAAAAUACAAUUUGUUGUUUUAUUUUUAUUUUAAUUGUUAAGCAGGCUGCUUACAGCUUGUUAAGCAGGCUGUUUACAUCUUAUAUGUCAAUUGAAUUAUAAGUAAUAUUGUAAAGUUUGAAAAUGGUGUGAUUAUAAAAACCAUCCCUGAAAUGUUCUUUCAAAUCAACAGUAUUACCUUUUGUAGCUAAGAUAUAUUUAUAAAGUUUUAUCCUAAAUGUAGUGUAAAAUAUAACAAGUUUUAGUGUUCAAUUUUCCUUUAAAUGAAGCCUUUAAUGCUUGUUAGAAAUUAUUGUGUUUAGUGCAAAGAAUUUGUAUUAUUAUCUACUCAAAGUACAUUGAACUUUUACCAAAUAAGCCCAUGUAGGUACUCGUAAUUUAGUUAACUAUUUUUGAAAUUUUAAAUGUUGGUUUUGUCCCUCUAUUUUUAUUUAUUCUUUUACAUUUAUUUGAUGUCUUACACUGUAGUUGUUCAAUUCAAAAUUUUUCUCUUAAUGUAAAUGAGAUAUUCUGAAUAGAAUGAAAUGAUUGUAAUAAAUGUUUGUAGGAUGAUCAGCAAAUGUUAAGAUUAUGAAUUAAUGUCACAACUUGAUAAGUUAGUUACUUUCUAGAACAUUCCAAAUGUAACUAGUGUAAUCUGCCUAUAUAAUCUAUUCAUUAGGCCAGUUGUUUUCUUCACCAAUAGUUACUAUUGUAUAGCCAUUACAUGUUGUUUUUAAAGCGUCACAAAUGUUAGAAAUGUCUACCUCAUUUUAUAGUUGUCAUUUAGUUAUGAAAAUUUACUCAAGAGUAAAAAAUUUUUAAUGUUUCCUUUAACUAUCUUUCUUGUAUUUAAAUUGGAAAUUUGUUUAUAUUUUACAUUAUUCAUAUCAAAACCUUGUAAGUAUUUAAACUGCAGUGUGAAAUGUUUAUUUUUGAAAUCAGUUCUUGAACUAAAACCUCAGUAAGUGGUACAAAUGGUGACAUAUCGAUUAUAAAGAAAAUACAUAUAUAUUACAUUAUACUAAGUUGUCACAGAAUGUUUCAGUAGCAUUUAAUUUGUUUUUGUUGUUCAAAAUUAAAAAUAUUUUAUUAACAUUUUAUGUCAUUUGGUGAUGGGAAUCAAAGUGUUUUAGUUCUGUGUAAGUAAAAGUUUUGUGUUCUGUGGAACUUGUAAUGCUUUGGACUAAAUCAGUAUUAUUCAGUAACAAAAAAGGAAGUAAUGAAUAGAACCUUGUAAGAUCAGAAUGGAUUAAUUUUUCUAACAUCUCUUGUGAGGUGUGACAUACUUUUUGAUUUGCUUUAUUAUUAAAGCAGUGUUUAGCUAAA